CUUGCGAGAGCACUAUGCACUAAUUUCUGUUUUCACCAUGGCGUUGCAAGCUGGUUGUAGGCUUUCCAGUUUUGUUACAAUUUCAAGAAUUUCAAGGACAGUUGCUGCACUACCAUGUCAGCGUAUGCAAAGUACAGAUGGUCCUCUGUUAAUAGAGGAUCCCAAAUUUUCAUUUUUAAAAGAGUUAGGUUUGAAGGCCGAUAAUAAUGGAGUGUUUAAUGGAAGCUGGUGCGGUAGUGGCGAGGUUGUAACAUCAAUGUGCCCUUUCAAUGGCCGGCCCAUAGCUCGUGUACAGCAAGGAACCAUGCAGGAGUACAACUUAGCAGUAAAGAAUGCCACUGAAGCCUGGAAAGAUUGGUCAAAGAUACCCGGGCCUCACCGUGGAGAAAUUGUCCGUCAAAUUGGAGAAGCUUUGAGGGAGAAGAAAACAUCGCUUGGAAAAUUGCUAUCUAUUGAGAUGGGUAAAAUCCUGCCAGAAGGGGAGGGAGAAGUGCAAGAGUUUGUUGAUGUUUGUGACUAUGCUGUUGGUCUCUCGCGAAUGUUUGGCGGACAUGUUUUUCCCUCGGAACGUCCUGGCCAUGCAUUGAUUGAGCAAUGGAAUCCGAUUGGACUUGUUGGUGUUAUUACUGCAUUCAAUUUCCCAAUUGCUGUGUAUGGUUGGAAUGCUUCUUUAUCAUUGGCUUGUGGCAACACGCUCUUAUGGAAAGGUGCGCCAUCAACACCUCUCGUGAGCGUUGCCAUCACAAAAAUUAUGACCGACACACUUAUCAACAAUGAUAUUUCUCCUGCUGUUUGCUCAAUGAUAACUGGAGGAACUGAUAUUGGUGAGGCAAUAUCGCAUGAUACAAGGAUACCAUUAGUAUCGUUCACGGGAAGUACUCCGGUUGGUCAAAAAGUUGGAACAAUUGUUCAAGAACGAUUCGGAAGGUCAAUCUUGGAACUCGGUGGUAACAAUGCAAUUAUAGUUAUGGACGAUGCCAAUCUAGACAUGGUUGUGCCUGCUGUUCUUUUUGCAUCCGUUGGUACAACUGGUCAGCGAUGCACCACAACAAGAAGAUUGAUUGUACAUGAAAAUAUCCAUGAUCAAGUUGUUGAAAGGCUUAGGAAAGCAUACUCACAAGUCCGCAUUGGAAACCCUCUAGAUGAGGAUACCUUAUAUGGACCAAUGCAUUCUCAAGCAGGUGUGGACAUGUAUGAGAAAGCAGUAAAUGAUGCCCAAGCCCAAGGGGGCAAUAUAGAAUAUGGAGGAAAGACAAUUUAUCGUGAAGGAUUCUACGUAGAACCGACAAUUGUGAGUGGUUUGAAGCAUGACGCUGAUGUAGUUCAGACAGAGACUUUUGCACCGAUUCUCUACAUUUUGAAAACCAAGAACUUGGAGGAGGCUAUUUCCUGGAAUAAUGAAGUGAAGCAAGGCUUAUCAAGCAGUCUCUUCACUCAGAACAUUGAAAGUAUCUUCCAAUGGAUGGGACCUCAUGGAUCUGACUGUGGUGUUGUGAAUGUAAACAUCCCAACAAGUGGUGCUGAGAUUGGUGGCGCUUUUGGAGGCGAGAAACACACAGGAGGAGGCCGUGAGUCAGGAAGUGAUGCUUGGAAGCAGUAUAUGAGGCGAGCAACUUGCACUAUUAACUAUAGUAAGGAGUUACCACUUGCACAAGGUAUCAAGUUUGAAUAAAACUCUAUUGAACCAGAUUCAGAACAUCUUUAAGAUAAAUACAGGUUACAGGGUACACAUCAACAGACAUCUGGCCCAUGAACAUGGAUACCUUCUAGUAUUUAACCAAAAACUUAUUCUAUUUUUAAUUAGCAUUCUACAUGCAGCUGAAUAGAAAAUUUGAAGAAAUGGACAAUUGUGUUUUAUUUGGGUAAACAUUUUAUCUUGAUUAACUGUUUCAGUACUAGUCCAUUUUUUUAAAAAAAAACAUAAUACAUAAUCAUGGAAAAGCUAUCCUUUCUGUAAAACAUUAAACAUCAUUGAACUCGGAAAAUUGGAAGUCAUAUUUUAGCCAUCACUAAACCAUUUUUUUGAAAUGAAAAAUAUAAAUACUUUAAGAAUGUUCUUAGAAGUUAAUUACAAACAUUAUCCAGUGAUAGCAAUUGAGUUGUGAAGUUGUGGCUUUUAGCCAAGUGUGUGUAUAAUUAAAAAUAAUGAAUGGUUAAAUACCAAAAAAAAUAUAUGUAUUAUUGAUCUUUUAAUAUUUUUUAGAUUAGUUAUUCAUACUAGUCUAACAUAAAAUGGAUACAUUGCUGUACUGAUAUAAUUAUUAUAUUAAUAAAUAAUAAUUUUUUUCUUAACAUACAGUUAAAAGAAUAAAUAGUAAUUAGCUUAAUUUUGUUUUUGGAAUGCAAAGGCCUGUUCAUUUAUUCAUGAUGAGGGUAAAUAUUUUACUUGAGUUAUUUCGUUCAGAUUAAUAUGAUAAGGGUAAAAAAUAUAUUAUAGUUUGUUCCUAGUACUAAAUUUGUAAUACACCCUUUAGCACAGAUCGAAACUCAUAAUGGAAAUUUUUGUACUUAUUUGAAAUAGUAGAUAUUAAAGCUGCUUCCAUUCAUAGUAGUACUUAUAGUUUUAUGUGAAUUGUACGUUUUUCAUUUGUUAAAAUUUGAACUUGUAGCAGGGUUAUAAUGUACUUUAUAAUUUACUAAUAUAACUGGAGUCACUAUGGCUAUACAUCUGGCCACUCUCCAUCCGGUUGGGCAUCCCAUUCUUCUUUUAACGUUUGUUACGUUGCUCUAACUGAAAAUAUGAUUAUUACAUGUAGAAUUUUCAACUCCCAUCAAGAAGUCAUAGUUAUAUUUAUUGUCGUAUUAUUACUGCAAAAUGCCUACAAUUAUGACCAAUUGUAUUGUUCAGAGAGCAUGAAUAAAUUAAGAUUUGAGGACACUCUUUUGCUAA
Messenger RNA from Anneissia japonica, 2890 nucleotides. RefSeq names its product alpha-aminoadipic semialdehyde dehydrogenase-like. The coding region runs from base 38 to 1672 and encodes 544 amino acids. The record is from RefSeq and is a predicted model, not a curated record. Lineage: Eukaryota; Metazoa; Echinodermata; Crinoidea; Comatulida; Comatulidae. The transcript is spliced from 15 exons. Gene Ontology annotation, molecular function: aldehyde dehydrogenase (NAD+) activity.